Messenger RNA from Penaeus vannamei (Pacific white shrimp), 610 nucleotides. The record is from RefSeq and is a predicted model, not a curated record. NCBI's taxonomy places the organism in Eukaryota, Metazoa, Arthropoda, Malacostraca, Decapoda, Penaeidae.
UGUAAACACUAAUGGCCGAGGCAGGCGCUGACUUCCGAAACUUUUCUGCGUAACUUAAGAAUCCGUCACAACAUCUUACAGUCCUUAAAAUGGUUAUUGAUUGUAAAAGUCACAAGUUUGAGAAACCACAGCGUGCAGUGUUGGUGGCUCAGGAUGUUAAGAAAUGGGAGCUAUCAGAAGCUUACCAGGACAUCUUAGGAUUCCUGAUAUCAAUGAAUGAUGCUGUAAAAGGGAAGAAGCUAAGUGUGGAAUGCAAGACAAAUGAUGUUGUUACGGGAAUCCUAAAGAUGUUGGAUACCCUCAGUCAGUGGAUAGAUGAGAUCCCUGCAGUUGACCAACCACAGCGUUAUGGCAAUAAAGCCUUUCGCGAUUUUUAUGCCAGGCUGAAAGAGAAAGGAGAAGAAGUUGUACAAUCUGCACUUCCAGAAGAAUUCCAUUCUGCAGUCCCAGAAAUUGGUGUAUAUCUUGUAGAGAGUGUGGGAAACUCAACACGCAUUGAUUAUGGGACAGGACAUGAACUGGCCUUCCUUAUGUUCCUCACAUGCAUCUUCAAAAUUGGGGCUUUAAAGCAAGAAGACUCUGUUGCAGCAGUUACCAAAAUAUUUCGAAG